Messenger RNA from Acanthoscelides obtectus, 456 nucleotides. The record is from the annotation of a GenBank genome assembly. Lineage: Eukaryota; Metazoa; Arthropoda; Insecta; Coleoptera; Chrysomelidae.
AUGUCAGCAUUGAAAACGUAUUACAGUGAAGAAAUCAGGAUAUUUUUAAGAGCAAAUCAAAGAGCUGUAACUCAUUUUGACAUAUCUGAGCUAUUUGGCAGGGCAUACCUGAAAGUGCAAACUGGAGAACGCGCGGUCAAGGGAUUUGCUGUUACGGGCCUUUAUCCAGUAAGACGCAACGUUUUCACAGAAGACGACUAUUUGGCAGCAGAAGAUAAUAGUGAACAUAAAGAAACAGAAGAUGAACCCGUGUUGAGAGAACAAAUCCAGAAUGAAGAGACAUCUCCUGGAUCAGAAACCCUGGUACUCCCUGAAGAUAUAAUGAAAAUACCAAAUCUAAAAAAGAAACAAUCUAAUAGGGGAAGAAAAUCAGGGAAAGCGAAAAUCAUUACAUCUACACCGAACAAAGAUGAACUUGAAGCUUCUAUAAGCAUCUCAAAUAACAAGAAAAAAUAA